AUGUCUCUGCCAAACCAGUCCCUAGAAGGUCUUCCUCUCGAGGCCUCCAACAGAUCCCUGAACGCUACAGCGGCUUGGGACCCAGAGGUCCUGCAGGCGCUCAGAAUCUCCCUCGUGGUGGUCCUUUCCAUCAUCACACUGGCCACUGUCCUCUCCAAUGCCUUCGUACUUACCACCAUCCUGCUCACCAAGAAGCUCCACACCCCGGCCAACUAUCUCAUCGGCUCCUUGGCCACCACCGACCUCCUGGUUUCUAUCUUGGUCAUGCCUAUCAGCAUAGCCUACACCACCACCCGCACCUGGAACUUUGGCCAAAUCCUGUGUGACAUCUGGGUGUCUUCUGACAUCACGUGCUGCACGGCCUCCAUCCUGCAUCUCUGUGUCAUUGCUCUGGACAGAUACUGGGCCAUCACUGAUGCCCUGGAGUACAGCAAGCGCCGGACCGCAGGCCACGCAGCAGCCAUGAUUGCGGCCGUCUGGGCCAUCUCUAUCUGUAUCUCCAUCCCUCCGCUCUUCUGGCGGCAGGCCACGGCUCACGAGGAGAUGUCUGACUGCCUGGUGAACACAUCUCAGAUUUCUUACACCAUCUACUCGACCUGUGGGGCCUUCUACAUCCCGUCCAUCUUGCUCAUUAUCCUGUAUGGCCGCAUAUACGUGGCUGCGCGGAGUCGAAUCCAGAACCCACCCUCCCUGUAUGGUAAGCGCUUUACCACGGCACAACUCAUCACUGGCUCCGCCGGCUCCUCACUUUGCUCGCUCAACCCCAGCUUCCACGAGAGCCACACACACACAGUCGGCUCCCCUCUCUUUUUUAACCAGGUGAAAAUCAAGCUUGCUGAUAGCAUCCUAGAGCGCAAAAGGAUCUCUGCAGCCCGAGAAAGGAAAGCCACUAAGACCUUGGGCAUCAUUCUGGGGGCCUUUAUCAUCUGCUGGCUGCCUUUCUUUGUGGUAUCGUUGGUCCUCCCCAUCUGCAGGGACUCCUGUUGGAUCCACCCGGCCCUCUUUGACUUCUUCACGUGGCUAGGUUAUUUAAACUCUCUCAUUAACCCUGUCAUCUACACUGUGUUUAACGAAGACUUUCGACAAGCGUUUCAGAAAGUCGUCCAUUUCCGGAAGGCCUCUUAGUUGGAUUUGGGGGUGACUCUUGUUUAUCCAUUAUGUCCUGUA
Grammomys surdaster is the source of this 1167-nucleotide messenger RNA. It is a transcript of the gene Htr1d, whose product is annotated as 5-hydroxytryptamine receptor 1D. Gene Ontology annotation, cellular component: plasma membrane; dendrite. The coding region runs from base 1 to 1125 and encodes 374 amino acids. Gene Ontology annotation, biological process: smooth muscle contraction; regulation of behavior; G protein-coupled receptor signaling pathway, coupled to cyclic nucleotide second messenger. Gene Ontology annotation, molecular function: neurotransmitter receptor activity; G protein-coupled serotonin receptor activity. The record is from RefSeq and is a predicted model, not a curated record. The transcript has a single exon. NCBI's taxonomy places the organism in Eukaryota, Metazoa, Chordata, Mammalia, Rodentia, Muridae.